CGCUUGAAGACCCGCCUCCAGAGAGACAGGCGGAACAUCCGUCCAAACAUCAUCCUGGUCCUCACGGAUGACCAGGACCUGGAGCUGGGUUCAAUGCAGGCAAUGAAUAAGACACGUCGCAUCAUGGAGGAGGGUGGGACUUCUUUUUCCAACGCGUUUGUGACGACGCCCAUGUGCUGUCCGUCACGUUCAAGCAUGCUCACUGGGAAGUAUGUUCACAAUCAUAACACAUACACCAAUAAUGAGAACUGUUCGUCGAUUUCUUGGCAGCGGCUGCAGGAACCACGAACCUUCGCAGUCUACUUGAACAAUACAGGCUACAGGACGGCCUUCUUCGGUAAGUACCUGAACGAGUACAAUGGCUCUUACGUGCCCGCCGGAUGGAAGGAGUGGCUUGGCCUUGUCAAGAACAGUCGAUUCUACAACUACACGCUGAGUCGUAACGGACUCAGAGAGAAACACGGAGCACAGUACCCUCAGGACUAUUUAACAGACGUGAUCACAGCAGAGGCCAUACAUUACUUCUGCUCGUCAAAGCGAGUUUAUCCUCAUCGUCCUGUCAUGAUGGUUCUGAGUCAUGCUGCACCACACGGACCUGAGGACUCAGCACCACAGUACAGCCAUGCCUUUCCCAAUGCAUCGCAACACAUUACUCCUAGUUACAACUAUGCUCCCAACCCAGAUAAGCACUGGAUCAUGCGUUACACAGGCGCUAUGAAACCUAUACACAUGGAGUUCACCAAUAUGCUGCAGAGGAAACGACUGCAGACACUGCUGUCAGUUGAUGACAGCAUGGAGAAGCUGUACAACAUGUUGGUGAAGACAAACGAGUUGGAGAACACCUACAUCAUCUACACAUCUGAUCAUGGCUACCACAUUGGACAGUUUGGCCUCGUCAAAGGAAAAUCCAUGCCUUAUGAUUUUGAUAUCCGAGUCCCUUUUUAUAUCCGAGGACCCAACGUGGCACAAGACAGCAUCAACCCCCACAUUGUCCUCAACAUUGACCUGGCACCCACCAUCCUGGACAUCGCUGGCCUGGACACGCCCGCCGACAUGGAUGGCAAGUCCAUCCUGGGCCUGCUGGAUACUGAUUCACCUGCCAACAGGUUCCAGGUGACAAGGAAGUCAAAAGUGUGGCGAGACUCCUUUCUGGUGGAAAGAGGAAAGCUACUGCAUCAACGUAUGGAGAUGAAGGAUGUAUCGCAGGAGGAGAACUUCCUGCCAAAAUAUCAGCAGGUCACAGAGUUGUGUCAGCGCUCCGAGUAUCAGACGCCAUGUCAACAAAUCGGACAGAAGUGGCAGUGUGUGGAUGACUCCUCAGGGAGGUUGCGGCUCUUCAAGUGCAAGAACGAAGGUAGUGGGACUAAGAGCACUCAGGGGGACCAAGUCAGUGGGCGGAUGAAGUCUGGAUGGUACAGUGGCAACCUUGACAAGUGUGACUGUGGCCUUCGACCUUUGAAGCAGCGGACCUUCAACAAGAAGUCCUUCUUCUCGCGAAAGUACAUGAAAGUUCUAAAGAGCUACUCCAGGAAGCGCUUCAGUCGCUCUGUAUCGCUGACGAACAGUUUCCCUGACAACAGCAGCCUGGUGGAUGGGGCCUCGGAUCGUUCAGCAGAUGAGGAUGAGUUCAGCGGAAUGGCCGUAGCUCCCACGGCAUUUUCUUCUCCUAAAUCCCUCAAAGUCACACAUAGGUGUUCCAUUCUAAGCAACUCAACAGUGAAGUGCGACACUGGCGUCUAUGAUUCUCUACAGGCCUGGAAGGACCACAAGCUGCACAUCGACCAUGAGAUCGAGACGUUGCAAAUCAAGAUCAAGAACCUGAAAGAGGUGAAAGGCCACCUCAAGAAGGCACGCCCUCUGCUGUGCGACUGCAACAAGUAUUUCAACAAGCUCAAGGUCAAGAAGUUCUUUUACCGAAAGGGGGCCAUACAUCCAUUCAGGGACAGGGCUCGCAAAAAUAAGGCAUGGCUUUUGAAGGAGCAGAAUAGGAGGAAGAAGAUGAGAAAGAUAAUCAAGAGAAUCCAGAACAAUGACACCUGUUCAAUGCCAGGACUCACCUGCUUCACACAUGACAACCAACACUGGCACACAGCCCCAUACUGGACAUUGGGUCCAUUCUGUGCUUGCACAAGUGCCAACAACAACACAUACUGGUGUCUGAGGACAAUCAAUGAAACCCACAACUUCUUGUUCUGUGAGUUUGCAACUGGCUUCCUGGAGUACUUUGAUAUGAACACAGACCCCUACCAGCUGGUAAACAGCGUGGGAGCUUUGCACGGGACACUUCUCAACACUCUCCACGCGCAGCUGAUGGAGCUGCGAGGCUGUCGAGGACAGAAGCAGUGUAAUCCUCGCAUGCGCUCACUGGACACGGAUGGAUUGGACCAUGGCAGUUUCGAAGACUACAGGCUGUUUGAGAAGAGGAAGUGGCCCCGAGUCAAGCGACCUUCGUCAUCGCGAACGCUCGGUCCAAUCUGGGAUGGCUGGAAGGGAUAA
Nerophis lumbriciformis (worm pipefish) is the source of this 2496-nucleotide messenger RNA. The record is from RefSeq and is a predicted model, not a curated record. Lineage: Eukaryota; Metazoa; Chordata; Actinopteri; Syngnathiformes; Syngnathidae.